UAAAGUGUCACUGUCACCAGCUGAUGAUUAAAAAAAAGUAAAACCCAACUGAAAAGUGAAAACUGAUGCAAUGUUUAGAAAAUUAACUAUUAAGCACUUCAUAAAAAAGAAAAUAGAGAAGUUUGUGUGUAAUGCGAAUGCAAAAGUUUGAAUUACAAAUUUAAUCAACGUAUAUCUGAAAAAAUAAAGAUGUCGCAUAGAAUUUUAAUGGAUUUUGUUGUUAAAUACCACAAGCCUCGUUUGUUAAACAAUCUGGUGUUUUUUCCCAGUAAUGGGAAUUCAUUUCUUGGCCGACGAUUAGCAAUAGUUUCAGCGCCGCUUUCAACGUCAACUCCCAAAGUUCAAUCACCACGAAAUUUCAGCACAUGUGUCGCAAAGUUUAACGAAGCAGCACUUACGCCCGAAGCGAUUAAAACUGAAGGAAAAUUCCAAUUAAUGUUCACAUGCAAGAAAUGUAAUACUAGAAACGCCAAAUUUAUCUCUAAAUUAGCCUAUUACAAAGGAGUUGUUAUAGUUAUUUGUGAUGGUUGUGAAAACAAACAUUUGAUAGCAGAUAACCUGAAUUGGUUUACAGACAUGAAUGGUAAGAAAAACAUUGAAGAUAUUAUGGCUGAGAAAGGAGAAACAGUUCAAAAAAUCUUAUCUAAAGAUUUGGAAUUCAUAGCUAAGGAAAUAGUUAAAAAUCAAGGUAUUACAGAAAAGCAGGAGGUAAUUGGAUAACCUUAUCAUAGUAAUUUUUAGUAAAUUUAUUAUUAUUU
Messenger RNA from Zerene cesonia (dogface butterfly), 758 nucleotides. Its product is annotated as DNL-type zinc finger protein-like. The record is from RefSeq and is a predicted model, not a curated record. The coding region runs from base 190 to 720 and encodes 176 amino acids. Gene Ontology annotation, biological process: protein stabilization; protein folding; protein import into mitochondrial matrix. Lineage: Eukaryota; Metazoa; Arthropoda; Insecta; Lepidoptera; Pieridae. Gene Ontology annotation, molecular function: zinc ion binding; protein-folding chaperone binding. The transcript has a single exon. Gene Ontology annotation, cellular component: mitochondrion.